Messenger RNA from Ostertagia ostertagi, 399 nucleotides. The record is from the annotation of a GenBank genome assembly. Lineage: Eukaryota; Metazoa; Nematoda; Chromadorea; Rhabditida; Trichostrongylidae.
AUGAUCGCUCUCAUCCUCCUCGGACUAUUGCUCGGUGUCCACGCGAAAAUAGUUUCAGUGGAUGUAGAAGGAAAGUUCGUUUGCAAGCCAAAGUCCGACGCUGCAGUCUACGUUGAACUGAAAGAGCGAGAUUUAUUCGGAGACGACGUUCUGGCAUGGGCUAAUGCGAAUACACGUACUCGUUUCGUAUUGCAUGGAGAAGAGAAUGAGAUAUUCGACGUCGAGCCCUACCUCGUGGUCAAGCACGAUUGCGCAGGCGAUAACGAGGUACUCACCAUAAACCUCGGAAAGUUAAGUGGCAGUCAAAGGUUCGAGCUAGGAGACAUCAAUUUAGCGGGUCCGAAUUGGAAAGAAGAAAUGAGGAACGAUACUGUGCAAUCAACUCAGGAACCCCUUUGA